Molecule: messenger RNA, 2380 nt
Organism: Glycine soja
Lineage: Eukaryota; Viridiplantae; Streptophyta; Magnoliopsida; Fabales; Fabaceae
Product: probable glycosyltransferase At5g03795
Exons: 5
Coding region: 211-2112 (633 amino acids)
Molecular function (GO): glycosyltransferase activity
Source: RefSeq, a predicted model, not a curated record
UUAAAUUAAUCUUGAAAUCUAAUGUUACAACUGGCCCUUGAUACCUAUAAUUUAACUAAAACGUGAAGUAAUUCCAAGAAAUAUUUUCAUUUCAUCUCGUCUGUGUAACUGCACUACAGCAACCUAAGGAGGAGUUCAAAUUCAAUGCUGUUUAUUUGUUGAGUUGAUAUCGUAAUUGGGCAGUGACUGUUGUUCAGUAAUUUUAGCGAAAUGGAUCAAGAGUUGUCUUCCAUAUUUCAGCUGGAAACAAGGAGAUUGUUAUGGCUUAUCGGCAUUACGGUUGCUAUGGUUUUAGCAUUCCAAUAUUUGGAACUUCCUUAUGGUGGCAUUCAACGCAUUGUAUUCUCUGCCAACAAGAUACCAACAUCUGAUAGCAUUAGAUUUCAAGCUGCAGAUCUACCAUCUGAGUCUGAAAGGUUUAACAAUAUGACAUUUUUGAAUCAAGCUAAUUCUACUGGUGAAAGUGCCACUGUUAAUGAAACUAGGACUUCUGAGGAAAAAGACAAUGUUUCAGGAACUGGUUUAAUCUCAGAACUAGGAAGGGAAUCAAGCAGAUCUUUAGGAUUUAAUGAAACUGAGGAAAGUUCCACUGUGCAAAGUACUAGGAUAUCAAAUGAAUCAACGCAUGCAGGAAAUCUAGGACUGAGCAGUUACAACGAUACCAUUUCUCAUUCCCCUUCUCGUGCAAUAAUACCAACUAAUUUAGCUCCACCUCUAAGUCCAACAAAAGUGAGUCCAAAUAUUACUCCUCCAAUGUCAUCAAAUGAUCAUGAGGAAACUGAUUUUGCAGAGGAUGAGAAGUUAAGACCAGUACAAGAUGAUGUCAAUAUACUACGACAUAAUUCGCCUAUCAACAGUGUAGCACCUAAGAAGACUAAAGGUUCUCAAAAACCACUUCCAGAAGUAACAACAAUCUCUGAAAUGAAUGAGUUACUGCUUCAGAACCGUGCCUCAUUUCAUUCUGAGAGGCCAAGGUGGUCUUCGAUUGUUGAUCAAGAGCUACUGCAGGCCAGAUCAGAGAUCGAAAAUGCACAAAUUGUAAAUGAUGAUGUAAAUCUUUAUGCUCCCCUAUUUCGAAACGUUUCCAGGUUCAAGAGGAGCUAUGAAUUAAUGGAAAGAACUCUUAAAGUGUAUGUGUAUAGAGAAGGAGAUAAGGCCAUAAUGCAUUCACCGAUACUUUCCGGACUUUAUGCUUCCGAGGGGUGGUUCAUGAAGCACAUGGAAGCUAGUAAACAAUUUGUCACUACAGACCCAAAGAAUGCCCACCUAUUUUACUUGCCUUUCAGUUCUCAGAGGCUAGUGGAUGCUUUGUGGGUACCGAAAUCAAGUUAUGGGAACCUGAUUCAGUAUCUCAGUAAUUAUGUAGACAUGAUUGCCGGGAAACAUCAUUUCUGGAACAGAACAGGAGGUGCCGAUCAUUUUCUUGUUGCUUGCCAUGACUGGGCACCUGCAGAAACAAAGCAACACAUGGCUAAGUGCUUAAGAGCCCUAUGCAAUGCUGAUGUCAAACAAGGCUUUGUCUUCGGGAAGGACAUGUCUCUUCCUGAAACUGUUGUCCGUAGUCCUCGGAAUCCGACAAGGAGCAUUGGCGGAAAUCAAGUUUCAAAGAGGAAAACUCUGGCGUUUUUUGCAGGGCAAAUGCAUGGUUAUGUUAGGCCAAUUUUGUUGCAGCACUGGGAAAAUAAAGACCCUGACAUGAAAAUCUUUGGGAGACUGCCAAAGUCUAAGGGCAACAGGAACUACAUCCAGUACAUGAAGAGCAGCAAGUACUGUAUUUGCGCAAAGGGCUAUGAAGUCAAUAGUCCAAGAGUUGUGGAGGCCAUCUUAUAUGAAUGUGUCCCAGUUAUUUUAUCGGAUAACUUUGUGCCUCCAUUUUUUGAGAUGUUGAAUUGGGAAUCCUUUGCUGUUUUUGUCUUGGAGAAGGAUAUUCCAAAUCUGAAGAAUAUACUCCUUUCCAUCCCUCGAAAGAGGUAUCUUCAAAUGCAGAUGAUGGUGAGAAAGGUGCAGCAGCAUUUCCUUUGGCACAACAAGAGCCCUGUCAAGUAUGAUAUAUUCCACAUGAUACUUCAUUCUAUUUGGUACAACAGAGUCUUCACAGCAACAGCUGCAUAGUUCAUUUUGGAGAUGUGGCAAAAGUAGAUUGAAAGAAGCUUUCCUUUUGGAAAAAAACAAAAUAAAACAUUCUUUGGGGGACAUUGAGAAUUAGGAAGGGGUUGGUAAUUUAUCAGGUCAUUUUUUAUGUGUAGUUUUUGUUUUUUGGAGUUUUUGUUGUAAUUAAAUUAAAUUUGUAUAUAUUUAUUCUCAAGUUGUCUUCAAGCAUUCACUGUCGUCCUGCAAACCUUGUUUGAUGUUUGAAUAAUCUUGAAUAAUUUGCACAUCA